This is a messenger RNA of Ceraceosorus guamensis, 4187 nucleotides long. RefSeq lists its product as hypothetical. The record is from RefSeq and is a predicted model, not a curated record. The coding region runs from base 180 to 3869 and encodes 1229 amino acids. Lineage: Eukaryota; Fungi; Basidiomycota; Exobasidiomycetes; Ceraceosorales; Ceraceosoraceae. The transcript is spliced from 2 exons.
UGCAAGCGCCCAGAACCACCUACCGGUCUGUCAGCUACUGCCAAAGCAUCGACUGGUUCGACUGCGACUUGGUUCUCAACUCAAUUUCGAUCGAACUGCCUGGCCUAGUCUUCGCUUGCCUUGCUUCGAUCCUGCUCCCUCUCCACGUCUUUGAUCUUCUCGACGAUCGUUCAAACACCAUGUACGCCGGUGUUCCUGCUUCCCUUCGCGCAGGUGGCGUUCCACCACGCUCCAGCUCUCAAUUGACCAACAAACGGGAAGCUACGAUAGCUGUCCUAUCGUCUGCGGCCAGCACACGACCUGGCGUUGGAUCAUCAGCUCUCCGGGUCACAGUUGCCCCACUACUCAAGCCGGCGGUGCAAUCCUGUUUGAAGAAUGGCUAUCGUCUCUCCCUACCACUCGGCCCCGGUUCGCUGCCUUAUCCAAGCCCAAGCAUCCUCUUUCCCUCGCCCGCUGCGGUACACGUGACGUCUGGAUCAGCUGUGCCUAUGCAGAACUUGGACGAGCUUAGCCGCACUUUCCAAGCCUUCGACGAUGGUCGCCGAGCGUCAGAUCCGGACGUGAUGUCCCAGUUUGAGGAGGCCUUGUUCGAGUGGGUGGAGCGCGAAUGCCAGCAGGACACAUCCGAUCUGUCUUCCGCAGGCGUUUUUGGGGUACCUCGCUACUCUGAGGCGGGCUUCGAAUCCGAGCGUUUGAUGAGCCCAGGAGAGGUUUCGGGAUACGGAGCGGACGUUGAGGAUUCGCCUCACAUUCAGGGCGACCAGUACAAGCGAGGCUCAAGGAUACACAAUCGAGUGAUCAGCAUCGAAAAGGUCCACGCGCGUGCUCGAGCCAUCCGUCAAGCAGCCAGCGCGCGCCACACAAGUGUGCCGUCCGCAGGUGUGCAGAGCGAGCGCUCCGAGUCCACAUCACAAGCUCGCUAUGGAGGGUCGCAUUACGCACAAACAAGUUGGAAAGAGCCACGAUUCAGCCUGAAGGCAGAAGUCAUCCCCCACACGAACAGUGCAUCUCCUCAUCAAGCGACCCAAUCUCGCAAGUCCGGAGGGAUAGGAUUCAACCAGGAUCUCGCGCACCCGCGUCGCUCCGACGCAGCGUCAUCGUCUCCAUCCGUGCCGCAGGUCGCAUUGCCCAACGAAUCUCCCCGAGCUCAGCAGCAUUGCAGAAUAUCUGUGCGCGGUCCACCAACGCCUUACCUGAUGGCCUCGCCCCACACGACUCGCCAGCGCGUACAAAGGCUGCGCGAGUCGGAGGAGAGCAUUCCCAUCGACAUGAUCAGCGACCAUCAAGAGGAGGACACUUCGGGCUCAACUCCAACCACAGCCGACGAAGCUGUGGACCCAUUCGCAGCUUUGAACCCUUUUGGCCCCAAGCCCGCAAACGAGCCAACCAUUCCGAGUGGUCCAGUUUGCCCCAGAAUUGCAAUACCAGUGGAUCGUAGCAAAUCUUCCGAAGGUGUUACGCGGCUCCAAGCACGCAGGCCUCCUGGCUUGCAGCUGUCCAAGCUUCCGCCGUCAGGUGCGUGGGCGGCGGCCGAGAUCCGAGCGCAUGGCGCAGGCCUGGCGGGGCGAAACAUGGCCGCUCCUGCCGUCUUCGACCCUCGCAUUCACGGCCAGAAGAAUUGGAGAACUCCAGAUAUGGCUGAACCUCCCACGACUGCGCCAGCCGGCACUGUCACGUUCAAGGAGGCGCAAGAACAGGCAGAGAAGCACGUUAAAGAGAGCACUCAGUCGAGCCGCGCACGCUCAAAGACGGUCUCAGAUGGUCUCCAAUCGUCAAAGAACCGAUUGAUCGGUCUGAUCAACUCACCCCGCCGAGCCACACGUCCGCUGCCACCGCUACCUGCCCAGCGUGCAGUGCCGGAUUUGAUGUUGCCCAUCACGCCACCUCUAGGCACGAACAAGCAUGCAAGCAGGACAUCGGGCGACAGUGGGGCAUACUUGAGGAAGUCGUCGAAUCGUGCGGGGCUUGGACUUUCUUUUGGCACCGAGGAUGGAGCCGUCCUCGAAUCUGACGUUGCUACUAGCGCCAAGAAGUCGCCGAUCGCUGAUAACUUGCCGCGCCCUCUGCCACACCGAGACGUCAAUGCACCAGAGCACGCUUUCAGCGACGUCAAAGCAAGGGACACUUCGCGAGAAGCAGCAGUAGUCGCAAAGAUGCGGAAGCAUCGAAGCCUGCCUUCCAAGGUCGAGAGCCUCCUUGCUGAAAUCGCGAAGCCGUUCGACGCUGGUGCACGCCGCAGACGCAAGAUGGAGUUCGCCACUGCCAACGAAAUGCUCGAAAAGGCCGCGCCUACUCCCUGCGAGGAGAGAGAUCUGCUCCCUCCGACCGCCCGCGACGCUAUGGCGGCUUGGGCCAAACGCACUUUCGAGCUGACGGCUGCAAAGAAGUCUGCGGGCAAGGUGGAUGUGCCGCCCUCUGCCUACCUAGAGAGCGCGCCUACAAUGCCAACUAUGGCAGCAGAAACCGCCGAUGAGGUAGCAGAGCCACGUGAAGCCCAUAUUGUCGAGCAGCCUGUAGAUGUUGCAGAGGCGGAACAAGGGCCCUUCGUUCCUUCGAAGGUGGAAGAGCCUGCGCUUCAGCAAUCUGUCUUGACGAGGGAACGCGUCGCAGAGUUGUCUCCAGCACUCUCUGUUAGGGGAGUGUUCAGGAAGGAGAAUAGCGACCUGCUUGUAGCGCUACCUAGCUCAGCUAUCAGCAUGACUUCUGCCGGCUCGCUAGGUGCAGGCGAAGGUGAUGGACUGCUGCCUCCCGGCUCGCCCGAUACGGCAGUUGCGACUGCACUCAGAGCGCGCCGCGAUGCUCAAGGGCUGGGCUUGUCUCCGGCGAUUCGGGACGCUGCUCUCAAAUCGCAUGCCUCCGGCAACACGAAGCAUCACCGUUCCGUCUCGCGAGCCCCGUGCGAUCCGCCAUCUCCUCGACGAAUCGCUUUCGGCAUCCUAGCCAGUCAGCGCUUGCCUGAACCUUCACCCCGACGGGUAGUCUCUUGCGCCCCCGGUGCUCGUCCAUGUGGCCCUCGCAGACGACCAAGCAGUCCCAGCCGUCGCGUCAUGUCAGCCGCACAUCCCAACUCAAGUUGGAUGGGACGUGGCAUGAGCCGAGACAGUGCACUGUCGACUUCACCUCUUAUUCGCCAGACAAGCGAGUGCUCUUUCGGUCCCAUGCAAGAAGGCGAGCUGUCUGCUGAAGAAGUGGAAGCCACGUCGCCGAACUUGAAUAAGACUCAGGAAACGCCCUUGCUCAUUCAGAUGUCCUCCCCGCUGCUCAACCCGGCCCCUGCAUCCGAACGGCCAGAUAUCGCCACUAGUCCUCUUCUCGCCGGCACCCGCUCGCCAUUGAGUAAGAUAUGCGACCAGGCGCAAGACCUCAUUCGCUUAUCUUCGACCUCAUCGGCCGUUUCUCCGCCACCGCUGGUCGGUGGCUCCGCACAGAAGCGUCGCGUCGAGCGACCUGGAACGCCAUUGGAGUCGGGCCUGUCCCCUCGGCUUCGCUUGUUCUCUCCAGACUUGCCAUCGAGCAACCUGCCGCUCUCCGCAGCCCUGCUCCCGAGCGCCAGCAACGGCUCGGCUCGCGCGCGCGUAGCAGCAGGUAAUAGUGUCCUAGACACGCGUCGGGAUGUCAAGGUGCUUUCGGAGGCGGAUCUGAGCGAGGAUCACACGCCGCCGUCUCUUCCAGCUCCUCCUCAACCUGUCUCUGCUCUGCUCGCUCUCGCCCUGGCGGCCGAAGCGCUGAUUGGGGAAGUCGAUCCAGAAAUUUCGGCUUCGUCUGUUGCUUCUUCUCGCUCCCUCAGCGGACCAACAGCGGUUGACAGCCCACAUGUCGGCACUCCUUCGGCAUCUAGCCCACUGCUGCCUAGAGGUCUAGCAGCUUGAUCGUUGCGCUACCAUCGACCCCCACAACCGAAUUUCGCCCCUCCCCAUCCCGAUUCAUCAUUGCCUACUCUUUUUUGUACGUCUAUAACUGUUCCCCCUUCUCACUCUUCUAGAUUCGACAGACAUGAACGUGAGCUUUGUCACACGCUCGUCGAUGACGGAUCCUUACAUGACAAUUGCAAUUCAAUAUGCUUUUACAACAUCGAUGGGAGAUACAACAUUGUCCGGUCCGGAAGGAGGCUAAGACCCAGCCACGCGGGCUUAAAGGAUGAUCACGGAGGCAAGACGGCCAAAGCGCGUUGCGCAGCAUCCAGAUUG